Messenger RNA from Plectropomus leopardus (leopard coralgrouper), 933 nucleotides. RefSeq names its product SUB1 regulator of transcription b (gene sub1b). NCBI's taxonomy places the organism in Eukaryota, Metazoa, Chordata, Actinopteri, Perciformes, Serranidae. The record is from RefSeq and is a predicted model, not a curated record. Gene Ontology annotation, molecular function: DNA binding; transcription coactivator activity. Gene Ontology annotation, biological process: positive regulation of transcription initiation by RNA polymerase II.
AAAAAAUUGGCGCACCGAAGAGUCACUCAGCUUUCCGCUUCCUGUCCAGAGAUCCACUCCGCUCCAUCACAUCAUAAUGCCAAAAUCAAAGGAAGUGCUGUCCUCCACAUCUGGAAGUGACUCCGACAGUGAAGUAGAGACUAAGGCAAAGAGAAAGAAGCCCAGUGCACCAGAGAAACCAGCCAAGAAGCCAAAGAGUGGCGAGAGUUCCAAGCCAAGCGGCUCAUCCAAAGGCAGCGGAAACGGUGAUGACAACAUGUUCCAGAUUGGAAAGAUGAGAUAUGUCAGUGUCAGGGACUUCAAAGGCAAAGUCCUGAUCGACAUCAGAGAGUACUGGAUGAACCAAGAUGGGGAGAUGAAGCCAGGGAAGAAAGGUAUUUCCCUCAAUCCUGAACAGUGGAACCAACUGAAGGACCAGAUUUCAGAAAUUGAUGAUGCCAUUAAGAGAAUAUAAGCAUUCCUUUCACUGAUAUCUGUGGAACUAAUUUAAUGUGUCGGCUAAUCAGUUUUGUAAAAAAAGUCUGGGAUUGUUUUCUAAUGGACUUUUGUUUAGUUUGUAGCUGUAUAGACCCAGUGUCGUCUGCAUAUUCUGUUUUUUUUUGUGUGGAACUUGUUUUGAGCCAUGGAGGUGGAGGUGUGGGUGGAUGAGUAGGUGGUUGAUGAUUACAGUUGGUGGGUAGAGUGUAUCAACACAGUCAUGUUUUUGUAUUGAAUAAUAAAAACGAAUCACUAGCUUGAUAUUGUCUUUCAGUGUGUAAGUUCACAUCCACAGUUUGAAUAUCAUGUAUCUUUAAAUCACAAGACUUAGUUUCAUCGGACCUUUUGUUUUUUUGUAGCACCUGAUGUCAGUGCCAGAGUCCAGUCUGUCUGUUGUACCUGCAGCUGAAUAGAUUCAUGAUUAGCUUUUUGAAAAUAAAUGAUACUGUAAACAAA